Messenger RNA from Didymodactylos carnosus, 1467 nucleotides. Lineage: Eukaryota; Metazoa; Rotifera; Eurotatoria; Philodinida; Philodinidae. The record is from the annotation of a GenBank genome assembly.
AUGGGUAAAAUCAAAUAUAGUAUACCAUCGACCACCCAGCAAAUAUUAACAAAUGUUGAUCAAACUAGAAUAUCCGGAAUAGCACCACUGGUUACAUUUGAUGAAAAUGGCGAUAUACCUAUAUCACCAUAUUAUAGCUAUUGUGAUAAUUUAAUUAAGGACGCUAAAUAUAACAAUGACAGUUUCUCUGUUAUACAACCACUAACUUCAUCUUCAACUACUAACAAUUUUCUAAAUAAGAAACACCAACGUUUUUAUUAUCGUUUUCGUAAUCGUCUAUUUCGUUCUUAUCCACAACAAUAUAUUAAUAAUAGAAGUAAUCAAAUUUUAAAACCACCACAGAAAUAUCGUACUCCACGUGAACGAUUGCAAUAUUAUUUACAUUUAUUGACAAAAUUUAUAUUUAGUCAAAUUGGUCUAACGAUUCUUGUUGUACUCUACGUCGGUUUUGGUGGACUUAUAUUUUAUCUAAUAGAAUCACGUCAUGAACAUGUUAAACAUCGAAGAAUUGAAUUAAAUUAUAAUUCAACAAUUGAUCGAAUUCGUCGAAUAGCUGGUGAAGAAUUUAAUUGGUCAUUAAAUAAAACAUUUGAAUUAAAUUAUGCUUUAUGGAGAGGUAUGUUAUGGAGAAAUGAUGGCAAUGAUGAAGUUGGAUGGAAAGUAAAAAUAUUUCAUGAAAAAUUUUAUCUACGAAUUGAUGCUGAAUUAAAAUUUAUGUUUCAUGAACAAGAAAAACUAAUGGAUAAAAAUGAAAAUAAUCGAGAACUACAAAAGUGGACGUAUUCUACUGCUAUGUUAUAUGCCGCUACGGUUAUCACAACUGUCGGAUAUGGUAACAUAGCUCCAAAGUCCAUUGCGGGAAAAAUUUUAACUUGUGGAUAUGCAAUGAUUGGUAUACCAAUUAUGAUUAUGUGUCUUACAAAUACCGGUGAUCUAUUAGCUUACUUCUUCAUUAAAUAUUAUUCUUAUACAAUCAGAAAAUUACAUCGAACCAUGAGAAAAUUUAGAAGUAAAAAAGAAAAUAAAUUCGAACAGGAAUGUGACGGUGAUGAUGACGAAGAGCAACAACAACAUGUUCCAAUCGCUGCUACAUUAGGUGUAUUAGGUCUGUAUAUUUUAGCUGGAGCCCUAUUAUUUUCUCAUUGGGAAGGAUGGUCUUACAUCGAUGGUGCCUAUUUUUCAUUUAUUACAUUUACAACGAUUGGUUUAGGAGACCUUGUUCCAGGUAAAAGUACAUUUACGGGAAAUAAGAAUGGUAAAUCCAUCUUAUGUGCUUUAUACUUACUUUUUGGUAUGACUCUCACGGCAAUGUCAUUUAAAUUAAUGCAAGAUGAUUUAUUUUCUAUCAAAAGAAAAUUAUUUAAAAAACUUGGCAUUAUUGACAGUGAUGAUGAAGAAGAAGAGGAGAGUAAUAAUGAGAAAAGUGGUGGUGGUUUUUUUGCAUCAAGAAAAACAUUUAAUAAAUAA